UACAAUGCGAGUCGCAAAGUCGACACCCCGAGGUGUCGUCCGUGCCUUCUGCAGUGAUUUCGUUUAGAGACCCUGGCUUGACUUUAAUUGACUUGAACUAAAUUACAAUCGUGUUAAAGGAGGAUCUUUACUCAACGAGUGUCUCAGGGAGAGAUUGAAACGACAAUGUUGUCACCACCCGCCGCACUGUUGAAUGCUAUAAGCAGGAACAUUUCCACGUCAACUCCUGUUGGUCAAAUAAUCAAAUUGAGCCGACUGAGGGUAGUGGACAACAGCGAGAUAGGAAGGCAAGCUAUGAUGGAGGGUAGACCACCGCGAUGCAUACACGUCUACAAUAAAGUCGGGGUGGGAUACAUCGGCGACAGAAUUUUAGUCGCGAUCAGGGGCGAAAAGAAGAAAGGCAUACUGGUUGGAUUGAAGCAGAAUCAGUCCCCGAAAGUUCCCAAGUUUGACAGCAACAAUCUGGUGCUGAUAGACGACAACGGGACACCUCUAGGUACAAGAAUACAGGUGCCAAUUCCACACAUACUCCGGACGAUAAUGAAGAAAAACACCCACACCAAAGGAGCAGAUUAUACUAAGCUAAUAGCGAUUGCAUCCAGAUUUGUGUAGUCUUGCUUACUGUUGUGAUAUAGAAGUGUAUCAAAUAUAUGUAUAGUUCAACAAAAUAUUAACGUUGUAAUUAUACAUAGUAUAAAAAGCGACGUUACAUUUGUACAGAUUAAAAUUUAUAAAAUUGUAAAUUAAUGUAA
Vollenhovia emeryi is the source of this 752-nucleotide messenger RNA. RefSeq names its product 39S ribosomal protein L14, mitochondrial (gene mRpL14). NCBI's taxonomy places the organism in Eukaryota, Metazoa, Arthropoda, Insecta, Hymenoptera, Formicidae. Gene Ontology annotation, cellular component: mitochondrion; ribosome. Bases 166 to 612 code for a protein of 148 amino acids. The record is from RefSeq and is a predicted model, not a curated record. The transcript is spliced from 3 exons. Gene Ontology annotation, biological process: translation. Gene Ontology annotation, molecular function: structural constituent of ribosome.